AAUCAAUGAAAAACGACUAUUUUGAAAAAGUAUUAAAUUAUUAAAAUUUGCAUAUAUUCUUUUAUUUAAUUAUCUAAAUUUUUAUUGUAACGUUCAUUUAUGUGCAAAUUUGUCGUUUUAAAAUUAUUUCUCAAGAAGGGUUUAGUUAUGCCGAAAAGCAACGAAAACAUCGUUAAUAAUGAUGCCGAAAGCUCAAUCAAGGCCGACGAUCAUAUUGAAGAUGAUGUCUUUACAAACGAGAACGAUUUAAGUCGUUUACAAAUUUCAUCUUUAAAUCAACGAAGUCACCACGUUUUUACUUCUGUAGUGUCUUCACACGAAAGGUCGUGUGUUUCAUUACCUAGCCAAAGAUCAUCAGGCCUGAUACUGUCCGAUCAUGUACACUCAGAACUUAUACAGUCAAAUCUAUCAGAUAGUUGUGGAAAUUCAACAUUAGGAAAUUUUGGCGAUGCUUCUUGUAUUGUUGCAUGUGGGAUAAAAAGAAGGCCGUCAUAUACGUCCAAAGCACCUUCAGCUCUUACUCAUCUUCCAAAAGUGAUAAGUGAUAUUGAUAAUAAUUCUGUUCAUAUUAGUCCAAAUGAUUUUCAGACUUCAACAAGUUUUGAAGAUCACCAUUCCCAAUCAACAGAAAAAGUUCUAGAUUCUAUUAAUAUUCGUGCUCAAUCGAGGUAUGAAAUUGAUGAGUACUCAAAUUCUGACACACCUGAUGUAACUUCAUUUGAAAAUACAACUACUAAUCUAACGCAAAGUAAUGCAUGUAAAAAUACUAAAGAUAUGAAAACUAAAGAGUCAUUAAAUCACAGUAAAUGGGAUGCUGCUGUAAAAUUAGAUGUUUUGUCAGUCAGAUGUCGAGAUAAAGUUGGAGAUUUGCACAAGAUGCGAUUUGGAUCUGGGUCAAAAGGAAAGUGUAUUAAGAGUGGAGAAAAAUGGUAUACACCUAUAGAAUUUGAAACAUUUUCUGGAAGAGCAUCAUGUAAAGAUUGGAAACGAAGCAUCAGAUUUCAUGGUCAACACAUUCAAAAGUUAAUAGAUGACCAACAUUUAAUACUGCAUGCUAUUUCUUGUACAUGUGGAAUAUGCUGUGGUGACGAAACACUUACUGGUCCUGUAAAAUUGUUUCAAUCUGUCAAAAGAAAACGUUCUUCAAUUAAUAAUGCAUUGCAACUAUCACCCCUUUCAAAAAGAAAAUCUUUUGCAUAUCAUCGAGAUCGUGGUGGUUCAUACAGUCUAGACAAUGAAGUAUUUUCAUUGUCUCAAGAAGCCGAAACUGGAAUGCCACCAAUGACGCCUUUAACUCCUAUGACACCAUUGACUCCUCACACACCUUUUGGACCAAGUUGCUUAACACCAUUAUCAGUACCUACAACUGUUUUUCGGCCAGGUUCUCCACCUAAAUCAAUAACAUUGCAAAAUCCCAUUAUACAAAGUUUACAAAGUGUACAUAACUUGGCAACAACCAGCAUCGUCACUCCCAAAUCUGAGCCAUCACAAGUGUCUAUGCCACCUCCUUUACCUCACAAAAGUAAUAUGGAUUUAAGCAUUAUGAGUCAACAAAAUUGGCUUCAACUUGAAGAGAUGGCAAGCAAUUUGAUUACUAUGGCUAAUAAGUUAAAGUUAAUGGUUGAGCAAGUGAAAGUCCAGUCUGAAGCAUUUAAAGAUAACGCUGUAACUCAAGCAAAGAUACAAGCUGAAAACGAAAAGGCUGAGGCUAUUUCAUUAAUUCGAAGAGGUCAGGUUCACUCCAUGCAUGGUUUAUCAGUUGUUGAGCACCAGCAUCUUAUUGUACCACAGUCUUUCUCAAUUCCAUCAGCUAAGAUCUGCCAAAAUUGUAGUCGUGAUGCUUUUUUGGAAUGUACAGGAUGCUACCGUGUUUAUUACUGUGGCGCUUUUUGUCAGCAAAAAGACUGGCUGGCUCAUAAACCUAAGUGCAGAAUUGAAUCAGAUGGAUCGAAUGUACAUACCAGCGGGCAAAUAUUGUUGACAGAUAAAUAGUUUUAAAAUUGAUGCGUAAACUUUAUGUAAAUAGAGCAGUCGAAAUCUUUAUAUUGUUAAUACCUUUUAGAUUUACGAUUGUUAUUUUAAUUGUCGUAAAUCCUAGUGGCUUUCUCGCGUUUUUUAUUAUUAUUUUUAAUUUAUUUUUAUUUUUAUGAGACUAUAAAUUAUUGUCGAAAUAUCAGUGAAUAAAGAGUUUAAUUAAAA
Messenger RNA from Hydra vulgaris (swiftwater hydra), 2199 nucleotides. RefSeq names its product deformed epidermal autoregulatory factor 1 homolog. The record is from RefSeq and is a predicted model, not a curated record. Gene Ontology annotation, molecular function: DNA binding. Lineage: Eukaryota; Metazoa; Cnidaria; Hydrozoa; Anthoathecata; Hydridae.